Molecule: messenger RNA, 2067 nt
Organism: Daphnia magna
Lineage: Eukaryota; Metazoa; Arthropoda; Branchiopoda; Diplostraca; Daphniidae
Product: rho guanine nucleotide exchange factor 3
Biological process (GO): positive regulation of Rho protein signal transduction
Molecular function (GO): guanyl-nucleotide exchange factor activity
Source: RefSeq, a predicted model, not a curated record
AUUUGAAAGCAUUCAUCAUUCUGAAUAAUGGCUAGCGCGGGGAUCAAAGGAAUCCCAACGGCUGCUAGCAUUUUCAAAUUAGAUUAAAGUAAAAUAUCUGACAUUUAAAAAGUUUGAGUAUAUGUAGUGACCAUUAUUCUAAUUAAUUUGUUGAAAUGCCUGAUGAAGAUUCUUUGUCUGUCAACAGCCUGUUUGUUGAACCACCAAAGCAACACAAAAGUUUCAGCCUGAGAAAACGAAAAAAAGAUCAGGAAGACAGCGCAAGCACACAUUCUCUUAAUUUGGGGGAUGAUGAAGGUCCUAGCAAGCGGAAAAAGCGGCUAGGCAGAGUAGCUUCAUUGGCCAACAUUUUCACUUCUUCUGGAAAACCCCUGCAGAAUGCAAAGCAAGCCCUCAAAAAAUCAAUUAGUGGAAUGCUCCAUCCUUCUGCCAAAGAGUCUGCGCCUCCCCAAGAAAGCCAACAGUCACCUACUCCUUCCGUCAUUUCCAUUCCUUCUUCACCAGCAUUGUUAAGAACAAGGGGAAGCAUUGCUUCUCUAAGCAGACUAUCAGGUUCCUCCAAUCUCACACCUUACCGCCCACCAGCGUUGACACCUACCAAGCACAGAAUCAUUCACUUAUGGAGUGAAACCUGGGGCAAAACAACAGCAUUAUCACUAAACAAUCAAGAAUUAAAGAGACAAGAGACAAUGUAUGAACUAUGGCAUGGAGAGUGUGAUCUGAUUGAGGACAUAUCUAUGCUGCAACGCAACUAUCAUGAUUCACUCUUGCGACUGGGCCUCAUUACCGAAAGCGAAGCUGAACAAAUAUUUGGUGGGAUUCGUUCGCUGUUGCCAAUUCAUUCUGAACUUCGAGACGAACUGACCAAAGCAAAAGGACCAGAUGGCUCUAUUGAGUCUUUAGGAAAUAUACUCCUCAAAUGGGUCCCAAAACUAGAAAUCUAUGUGAUCCACUGUGCUAACCAAAUCCGAGCUAAAAGCGUUUUAGAUGAAAAAAGAUCGUCUGAUGCUCGCGUCGAGGAUUUCCUCACACGUUGUUUGGAGUCCCCCUUUUCACGUCGUCUCGAUGUGUGGAGUUACCUUGAUGUUCCAAGGUCACGUCUAGUGAAAUACCCUUUGCUGAUCAAACAGAUUCUCAAAUUCACACCUGAAAACCACGUUGAUCAUAAAGUGCUGGAACAAGUUCUUCGAAUACUUACAAACAUAUUAGACCGGGUUGACAAAUCAACAGGACUUGGACGUUGCAAACAUGUCAUUGGACAAAUUGAUUUGUCUGAUGAAAUGUGUUCUGUUUUAAGAAGAGCUACGACGCUCAUUUGCGAUGGACCCCUGAAAACAAGUCAAGGUUUGAAGUUGCAGUGUUUCCUUUUCGACAGUGGAUUAGUCCUGACGAGAGCGCUCUCUAACAAUCGGCUGAGUUUGUACAAGACGCCCUUUGAAGUAGGGCAGUUCAAAGUUGUCGAUUUGGGCACGAAAGUAGGCCGCAAUAAUUCGUUCCUGCCCGGCUCAUCAGGAAGUGGUCUUGGAACGAAGCACGUCUUUAAAGUGGAGACAUCGUCUGAAAGUGCCACAUUGGUAACGUUCAACGAGCAUAACAAGAAGCAAUGGAUGCUCGGUCUUCACAGAAUCGUUGAAGAAUGGCAGUCAUCUCACAUACACAACAAAGAGACCAGCGAUAUUGACAGUCCUCGUAAGGCUCCGAAAAUUAAGGCCAGCUUAAACAUCCGCGGAGCAAAUCGACGUAAUCUAUUGCCACGCGGAAAGUUACAGGUGGUGAGUGCACCACACCUUCCCAGUCAGCCUGCUGGAGGACAAGCAAUGCCUUCUCAACCCGUCCGUUUCCUCCGAUCCAAAGGUUCUAUCUGUCUCAAUCAAACCUUAAGCCCAGAAACACAUCGAAUUUGCACCCGUUCUUGCACCAGUUUGAGAAACUCAGCCCAAUCUUAAAUUUUUCUUUUUGCAUUUGCCUCCCAACAAUCUUUUUCAACAGCGGUGUAUCACAAGAAUCCGUUUUGUACACUUUCUCAUUUUCAAAUGAAAUGAAUACAUCUUUUGUCUGUCAGUCAAA